Linum trigynum is the source of this 2819-nucleotide messenger RNA. Lineage: Eukaryota; Viridiplantae; Streptophyta; Magnoliopsida; Malpighiales; Linaceae. The record is from the annotation of a GenBank genome assembly.
UCCUAGGGCUGUCAGUAGGUCGGUUUUGGUUUAAUCGAAAAUCGAUUUCUUGAUUAUCGAUUAAACAGGGACGACGUUGACAACCACCGACCGCCCAUCAUGUCACGAUUAGCGGCCGACCAAUCGACCGAAUUUCGGUUAAAACCUCGGUUAAUCAACUACCCGAAAUAAAGGGGGAAAAUUUAAAAACAAAAAGGGAGAAAGAGUAGUAGAGUACGACUCUGACUCUUCAUCUCUCCUCAUCUCUUCUCAUCUCCUCGUCCCUCCCAAUCCUGCCGCCGCUACCAAGAAGGAGGAGAAGGAGGAAGGAUGGCGGCGGUGACUCGUGAAGAGGAAGGACAGCGACGGCUCUUCAUCUCCUCCGACCUAUCUUCCCGCCAUUGGUCACAAAUCCUCCCGCUGCACCCAUCAAUCCCUAGAUCAAGAAUCCAUAAUCCCACCUUCUUCGCCGCCGUCCCUGCAUGGCUGCAUCUCCAGACUAGAUCAAAGUGAUCUGACUUCUUCCCACCAACAAUCGUCGUCAGAUAGGGGUGGGCAAACGGUUCGGUAAACCCGAACCAAAGCGAACCGAAACCGAAUUAAACUGAACCAAAAUCGAAUUAAUGCUAUUUGGUUCGAAAUUCGGAAGGAAAAUAUGGAUAGUUAGGAAAUCAGGGUUCUUUCAACCGAACCGAAUUUCCGAAUUUCCAACCGAAAAACCGAAAUACUAUAAUUGCAAGCUCCAAAUGAUGGAUUUUUAUGUUUGUAGUUGUUUUUAGACUUAAAUAUUUGAAAUGUUUUAAGACUUAUGUGUUGAAAAGUUUGGUUUUAUCAUUGAUGAUGCAUAUAAUUGAUAUUUAUUAUUUAUAUUAGGGGUGAAAAAUAAUUUAAAAGUGAGAAAAUACAAGUAGCUUCACAAAUUCGUUUUUGUGUGAAAAACCGAACCGAACCGAAUUAUAAUUCUGUUUAAACCGACCGAACCGAAUUAUAAUUCGGUUCGAAUUUGGUUUGAGGUUUGGGAGAAUUCGGGGAUCCGGUAUUCAUAAUUUCGGUUCGAUCGAAACCGAACCGACCGAAUGCCCACCCCUACCGUCAGAUUAGUAUGGAAGAAGACAUGGUCACCUGGGUUUUUGUUUUUGGGGGUGCGGCAAGGAAAAGAAGAGGAAGGGGGCGAGCAGGAGCCGAGGAGCGGCGGAUUGGAGAUCUGUGGUCGCGGGGGCGAGUGAAGGAGAGGAAGGGCGGAGUGGUGGGGCUAUCGGAAGGAGUGGACGGGCGAAGUGGCGGGGUCGUGAACGGGAGACGGCGGCGAAAUUAGGGAACGAAGGGUUUUGGAAGGUGGAGGAGAGGCGGAGUUCGAUGGACGAGGAAAGUGAUGUUAGGGUUAGCCGGUUAGGUUUCGAUUUUUGUGGGGGAGAUUGUGGAAAUUGGGCUAGAAAUGGUGUCGCUUGACAAUAAUUAGGUGGACUUCGGUUAGCUCGGUUAGUCGCGGUUAAUUGCCACCGGUUAUUCGGCUAGCCGAACUGCCACCCCUUGUUAAUCCCGAACAAGGUAAGGGCUAUAUAAAUAAAACCAACAAGUGCAUUCCUCCGCAAAAUCAAGUUACUUACUGCAAACAAAAUCCGCCGGUAUAUUUAUAUACACCCUCCAAUGGCGGCGGCUAAUCGGUCUACCACGCUUGCCGCUUUGGCAACAGUGAUCAUGAUUAUACCCGCCGUUGCCAUGGCCGCCCAACAUAUCGUCGGCGACACUCAAGGGUGGAACGUCAGUGUCGACUUCAAGAAAUGGGCUGGGGACAGAGAGUUCUACGUCGGAGACAUCCUAGUGUUCAACUACAACAAAUCGCACGACAGCGUGAUCCAAGUAAGAAGCGGGCCGGACUUCCAGGCCUGCGUUCCGUUGGGCGACAUUCUGGACAGCGGGAACGACAAGGUGGGCCUGGACACCGUCGGCAAACGUUGGUUCAUUAGCGGAGUCGCCGCCCACUGUGCCGAUUCCCAGCAGAAGCUCGUCGUUGACGUGGAAGGUGUUGCUGCUGCAGCGCCGGGUUCCGGUUCCACCACUCCUGUCUCCGACCCCAACACCAACGCUGCUGCAUAUAGUGUAGCAGCCGGCGGUUUUGUUGCUGCUGCUGCGGCAGCUUCAGUUGCCUUGGCCAUUGUUUUGGCUUAAUAUGCCUCGUGCGUGCUAAUUAGUUCAUCUUCUUCUUUUUUUCUUUUUUCUUUUGGUGUUCCUCCAUGGCCAUGGGUUGAUUUGCAACGAAUAAGAAAAUCAAGGACUAUUUGGGCUUUGGUAUUAUCAAUCUGCGACGCACGCACAGGUUGUAGAUUUUUUCAAUAAAAAUGCUACUUGGUACUAUCGAUCACAACUUCUUGUAUCGUUUUGUAAUAAAUUUUAGGGCUAAUACCACUACAACACCCGAACUAUGAACAAAAUGUCACUUGUGUCCUAUUCUUUCCAAUAUUUCAUUUCUGUCCUGAACUAUGAUAAUUUAUGUCGUUUGUAUCCUGACGAUUUUGUUGACCGUUAAAUCUAACGGUUGACCUGACGACGGUCAAAAUUUUGUUGACUUUUGGUGACAUGGCAUCCACAUGGAUUGACAUGUUAUUAUAGUUCAAAAUCAAAUUAUAAUUAAAAUAAGGAAAAUAAAUAAUUAUUAAAAAAUGUCGCCGCUCCGCCCCAGCUCUGCUCUCUCCGGCGAUUACCAACUCCAAACAUCUCUCGAAUCCGAUCACGAUCACAUCGCCGCUCCACCCCAACUCUGUUCUCACAUGCUUCUACUAGAUUCAAUACCCAGCUCGAGGUCAGCUGAUAAUCGGCUUUAAUAUAUCGGAUUCUUGAAC